Cylicostephanus goldi is the source of this 269-nucleotide messenger RNA. NCBI's taxonomy places the organism in Eukaryota, Metazoa, Nematoda, Chromadorea, Rhabditida, Strongylidae. The record is from the annotation of a GenBank genome assembly.
AUGAUAUUGGCAAAAGCUAAUGCACUAAUGGGUGCUUCAGUAUGGAUUGUCGUAUUUCUUACGUUAUCCCAAUAUAUGGCUGAUGCCCUUCCGGAUAAUGUUUGUCCGUAUAUUGUCUGUGACACAAUCCCAGCUGACUGGUUUAUGGUGUACGAAACCGUUCGAGAACUCAUCAGCCGUAUAUUUCCUUUCUUCCUGGUUGCCUACAUGAACGCCAAAAUUCUUAUCACUUACAGGUUUGCUCCUUAUAGCUUACUCUUUAGUUAGAA